AUGCCGCGCAUCCCUGAACUUCGAGACGAGAAUGGUCGGGAUCUACUCUGUGACGACACAAGUUCCGACAAAAGCAGCCCGAAAGUCGAGACGGAGUGGACGAGCGAUGCAAUCCGCGCAUUCGAUCGUGUUUGGCAUGAUCCAGCGAGAAGAAAGCAUCCCAGCUGUUUCCAACCCGGCAGUGCUUUGGUUUUUAGUGGCGCAUCAAGCAGGACUGCUGCAUCUGAAAGCAGACAGACCCUAGCCCCAGCCACCUAUGCUUUUCCAUACAGGACGAUAACACUAGAGCAGUCUCACAAUAUUGGGAUACAACGGAACAGCCCUAUCAGCUUUCGCGCGACACUAGAUCCCGAUUCUACAGCCCGGACCGUUUGGAAGAAACGCUCGUCGGCCCUGGGAACUACAAGGAUUGGGCGGACCGGAUGA
This is a messenger RNA of Penicillium samsonianum, 426 nucleotides long. RefSeq lists its product as uncharacterized. The record is from RefSeq and is a predicted model, not a curated record. The coding region runs from base 1 to 426 and encodes 141 amino acids. The transcript has a single exon. Lineage: Eukaryota; Fungi; Ascomycota; Eurotiomycetes; Eurotiales; Aspergillaceae.